AUGCGUACUUACGACGACUCCUUCAGCGGCCAGAAGAUCUACCCUGGCAAGGGCAAGCUGUUCGUCCGUGGCGACAGCAAGAUCUUCCGCUUCCACAGUGGAAAGUCCGAGUCCCUCUUCCUCCAGCGCAAGAACCCCCGCCGCAUCGCAUGGACUGUUCUCUUCCGUCGCCAGCACCGCAAGGGUAUCUCUGAGGAGGUCGCCAAGAAGCGUACCCGCCGUGUUGUCAAGAACCAGCGUGCCAUCGUUGGUGCUUCCCUCGAUGUGAUCAAGGAGCGCCGCUCCCAGCGCCCCGAGGCCCGUGAGGCCGCCCGCAAGCAGGCCAUCAAGGACGCCAAGGAGAAGAAGGCUGCUUCCGCCAGCGCCAAGAAGGCCGAGAAGGCCAAGCUCGCUGCCACCAAGGGUGGUGCCCAGCGCAUCCAGAGCAAGCAGGGUGCUAAGGGUUCCGCUCCCAAGGUCGCCGCCAAGUCCCGCUAA
Molecule: messenger RNA, 477 nt
Organism: Penicillium paradoxum
Lineage: Eukaryota; Fungi; Ascomycota; Eurotiomycetes; Eurotiales; Aspergillaceae
Product: 60S ribosomal protein eL24
Exons: 3
Coding region: 1-477 (158 amino acids)
Biological process (GO): cytoplasmic translation
Cellular component (GO): cytosolic large ribosomal subunit
Molecular function (GO): structural constituent of ribosome; mRNA binding
Source: RefSeq, a predicted model, not a curated record